Molecule: messenger RNA, 1524 nt
Organism: Betta splendens (Siamese fighting fish)
Lineage: Eukaryota; Metazoa; Chordata; Actinopteri; Anabantiformes; Osphronemidae
Gene: pak1ip1
Product: PAK1 interacting protein 1
Exons: 10
Coding region: 278-1351 (357 amino acids)
Molecular function (GO): protein binding
Source: RefSeq, a predicted model, not a curated record
UUUUAUUCUGAAAUUCAAACGAACGGAAAGGAUUGGGGAAAAUCCUUCACUGAGCAUGCGCGACACCCAUCUGCUAUUUACGCGUGUUUAGAAUAACACAGAUCUUGUUGUAGGAGUUUUACCAACCCUCUUAAACUGUUUAUCGUAAAUAUCGUGUAUGUGUGUUUGGACUUUUAAUACAAUUCAGUGAACCCAGGAGACGCGUUUUAGAAGGAAAAGGCUGUCUUUUAAAGAAGGCUAAGUAGCUAGCUUAGCCUCUGCACCUAUAAGAAGCAGCAUGGCCGCUAUGCUGGAGCUGGUUGCUGGAAGCUAUGAGCAGGUCAUCUUUGGCUACCAUGUGAAAACUGACGAGAAAGAGUGGACAGCCACAGCAGACUUCACCCAUCACGCCCACAUUGCAUCAAUAACAGCUGUGGCAGCCAGUGAGAGGUUUGUUGUCACGGGGAGCAAAGAUGAGACCAUACAGCUGUAUGAUAUGAAGAAGAAAACUGAGCAUGGUGCUUUGCUGCAUCACGAUGGUACCAUCACCUGCCUGGAGUUUUACGGAACAACUCAUUUACUGAGCGGAGGAGAGGAUGGACUCAUCUGUGUGUGGAGCACGAAGAAGUGGGAGUGUCUGAAAACUAUUGGAGCUCAUAAAGGCCACGUGACAUCGCUGUCUGUCCAUCCAUCAGGGAAACUUGCACUUUCAGUUGGUACAGAUAAAACUCUCAGAACGUGGAAUCUAAUCAAUGGAAGAUCAGCUUUUAUCAAAAACCUAAAGCAGAAUGCUCACAUUGUCAGGUGGUCGCCAGACGGGGAUAAAUAUGUGGUGAUAGUAAAUGACAAUGUAAAUAUUUACGACCUAGAGACAGCGUCUGUAACGGGAACAGUCACAAACCCCAAAAGGAUCUCGUCUGUGACCUUCUUGAACAACUCCAUCCUGGUUGUCGCAGGAGACGAUGAAACUGUGAGGUUAUGUGACACUGUAAAACAGAAAUGGUUGUGUGAGUUCAAGGCCCAUGACACCAGGGUGAAAGCAGUCGACAGUUUUAAUAUGGAUGAUUACUGUGUGAUAGUGACGGCUUCAAACGAUGGAUUCAUCAAAAUGUGGAGGCUCCAACUCAAAGAGGAGCUGGAGGCCCCCUCGCUCCUCGUGGAGGUAAACACGACAGCCAGACUCACGUGUCUCGCUGUGUGGAAACCGUCUUCGGUUCAGCAGACCUCGGAAAAGACGGAAGCUGAGGCGACAACGUCUGAAGAAUCUGCUCAAGCCCUUUUGAGGAAGAAAAGAGUCACAAUUGCGACAGAGCAAGUUGUUAUGGAGGACGAAAGCAAACCCAAAAAGAAGAAAAAAGGAGGUGGAAAAUAAAACGGCAAUGAAAAACAAAGUUUGUUAUUCAGUGACUGUUUUAAAGAUGGUUGUUGGUCCGAUGUACUUCCCACAAUAACCAGGAAUUGCUGAUAUAUUUUUUGAGAUACAUAUUUUUGCCCUCCACCAUAAAACAAAUGGGCAAUAAUAAAUAAAAGCUUUUCUAAUCCUAA